CUGCUCAUUUAUUAUUACAAGAUUUAACAGAUAGUACAAGUAAUAAUGAAAAUAGCAAUAGUAGUGAAGAAUUGGAAAAUGAUUUAGCAAUUCUUCCUAUUAAUACAAAAAGUACAGAAAUAAAACAAGAUAUAAAUAUAUUACAAAUAAUAGAAACAGAAAAUUCUGAAUUAUCUGUUUAUGCAGUAAUAGAUAUUAUUGAUGGAGAAAUAAAAUGUUGUGAAGAAAAAGAUAAUUUACAUAAAUUAUGGAAAUUAACUGGAAUGUGGCAAUUAGAUAAAUUUAUAGUUGAAAGUGUAGGAAAGAUUUAA
Messenger RNA from Funneliformis geosporum, 311 nucleotides. Lineage: Eukaryota; Fungi; Glomeromycota; Glomeromycetes; Glomerales; Glomeraceae. The record is from the annotation of a GenBank genome assembly.